GACAACCAUAUUAUCAAAGACAAUAGCCAGCUUUCUUCUAAACUGAAAUAUGUCUCACAUAGCCGUGGAGAGAAACAGAAGAAGACAGAUGAACGAACAUCUCAAAGUCCUUCGUUCUUUGACCCCUUGUUUUUACAUCAAAAGGGGAGAUCAAGCAUCAAUAAUAGGGGGUGUGAUUGAAUUUAUCAAGGAGAUGCACCAGGUUCUUCAGUCCUUGGAGUCAAAGAAACGAAGAAAGAGUUUAAGCCCUAGCCCCGGACCAAGCCCUAGACCAUUUCAACGGCCGCUAACUCCUAAUUGUCUUGAUAGCCCUAAUUUGGGAUCAGAAAAUUUUAAGGAGCUUGGGGCAAGCUGCAACUCCCCGGCCGCCGAUGUCGAGGCUAAGAUCUCCGGAUCAAACGUGGUGUUGAAAGUAAUUUCACGACGAAUACCAGGUCAAAUCGCGAAGAUAAUUAGCGUGUUGGAGAGGCUUUCGUUUGAGGUCCUUCAUCUCAAUAUAAGUAGCAUGGAAGAUACUGUUUUGUACUCGUUUGUCAUCAAGAUUGGGUUGGAAUGCCAACUGAGCAUGGAGGAACUGGUGCUUGAAGUUCAACAGAGUAUCCGUUCAGACAAUCUUUAUGCAGAAUAGUUUGCUGAUCAAGCUUUAAAGUCAACAUA
Morus notabilis is the source of this 657-nucleotide messenger RNA. Its product is annotated as transcription factor MUTE. NCBI's taxonomy places the organism in Eukaryota, Viridiplantae, Streptophyta, Magnoliopsida, Rosales, Moraceae. The record is from RefSeq and is a predicted model, not a curated record. Gene Ontology annotation, molecular function: DNA-binding transcription factor activity; protein dimerization activity. Bases 50 to 628 code for a protein of 192 amino acids. Gene Ontology annotation, cellular component: nucleus. Gene Ontology annotation, biological process: guard cell differentiation; stomatal complex development; positive regulation of DNA-templated transcription. The transcript is spliced from 3 exons.